Messenger RNA from Cercospora beticola, 1888 nucleotides. Its product is annotated as cytochrome P450. Lineage: Eukaryota; Fungi; Ascomycota; Dothideomycetes; Mycosphaerellales; Mycosphaerellaceae. Gene Ontology annotation, molecular function: iron ion binding; heme binding; oxidoreductase activity, acting on paired donors, with incorporation or reduction of molecular oxygen, reduced flavin or flavoprotein as one donor, and incorporation of one atom of oxygen. The record is from RefSeq and is a predicted model, not a curated record.
GCUUGUGACGCUGCUUUCUACGCGUAAUAAUAAGAGACGCUGCUGCGAAAGCGAGGGACGUCUUGGUUCUUCUUCUUGACCUUGCGUGGUGUGUCCGUAUAUGUGACAAAGGGAAGCGCUUCGUCAAGUUCUUCCUCGUUCUUCUUUCGCCAUUGUCACUGUCCAGUCAGUCCAGUUCAGCCGAAGACGCGGCGACCACCGCAAAGAAGCAACCAUGUUCCUCGUCUACUACCUGUACGACCGCCUCUUCUGGCUCACCCUCAUCUGCGCCGGCAUCGCCUACACCACCUACGUCGUCCUCCCCGCGCACCACGGCUCGCCAGUUAUCUGCAACGUCCUCACGUUCGCCGUGCUCGGCACAUGGUUGACAAAAUGCAUUACACACUUCGACGAAGAGCGACGCAUCCGCCGAUUGGGUAAACAUGCUGUUACCAUUCGCACGCAUACUCCGAUGAACUUGGGCAUGAUCGCGCAAGCUCUGUAUUAUUUCAGCAAGCACCGCAAUCACGAGUUUUGGUUGAAAUUCUUCAAGAGGACGGAGGAUAAGACCUAUCCAUACACCGUGGAGUCGGUGACGCUGGGAGGAAGAAUCGUGUUCACGGCUGAUGAAGAGAAUGUCAAGGCGAUCUUGGCGACACAAUUUGCGGACUAUGGUAAGGGCCAACAAUUUCGCAAGGAAUGGCGUGACUUUUUGGGACUGAGCAUCUUCACCACGGAUGGUGACCUCUGGCACAAUUCCAGACAAUUGCUGCGCCCACAAUUCAUCAAGGACCGAGUUUCUGAUCUCCACAAGUUUGAGCACCAUGUUCAGAAGUUGCUGCCCAUGCUGGCUGGAAGCUCCGAUGGCGCGACAGUACGAGUAGACGAUCUGGUUUUCCGUUACACGCUGGACGCUGCAACGGAUUUCCUGUUUGGUGCCUCAGUUGAAAGUCUAGACAAUGGAGAGACCGAAUUCGCUCAAGCCUUCAACGAUGUCCAGAAUGUCCAGGCCAUGAUUGCCAGAGCUGGCCCGAUUCGAGGUCUUAUUCCGAAGAAGAAGUUCCACGAAGGCCUCAGGAUCCUCAAUAAAUUCACCGAUCGGUAUAUCGACCAAGCACUCGCACUGCCACAGGAGGAGCUCGAAAAGAAGACCAAAUCCGACGAAGGCUAUACUUUCCUGCACGCCAUUGCUGCAUACACCCGAGACAGGCAAGUGUUGCGAGAUCAGCUGGUAGCAGUCCUACUCGCUGGUCGUGACACCACGGCCGUUACCCUUUCAUGGCUCUUUUACGAGCUGUCUCAGCAGCCGAAGAUCGUAGCGAAGCUGCGUGAGGAGAUCGUCGGUCGUGUCGGCGAACACAAAGUGCCCACAUACGAGGAUCUCAAGUCAAUGCGUUAUCUCAAUCAUGUCAUCAACGAAACGCUGCGCCUGUACCCCGUUGUGCCAUACAACGUUCGGGUGGCACUCCAGGACUGUACCUUACCUCGAGGUGGCGGGCCAGACGGCACAGAGCCAAUUGGCAUUACAAAGGACACCCCCAUCGGCUAUUCCACAUUGAUCAUGCAGCGCCGCGCAGAUAUCUAUCCUCCCGCAUCAAGUGGCUUCCCGGAUCAUAUGAAAUUCGUGCCAGAACGAUGGGACAACUGGACUCCAAAAUCUUGGUCGUAUAUUCCGUUCAACGGCGGCCCACGUAUAUGUAUCGGCCAGCAGUUCGCUCUGACGGAACUGGCAUAUACCGUGGUGAGAAUACUGCAAUCCUUUGAAAAAGUCGAGAGCCGAAUGAGCGAGCACCCGGGGCUAAAGACGGAUAUCGUGCUUGCACCUGCGGCUGGAGUCCAUGUUGCAUUCGUGAAGAGCCGAACGGCAUAGUUGAUAGCCUUUCUUGUGACGUGUCAUCAAUAAGACAAC